AAAUUCAAACUACCUGAUUUAUGAAGUAUGUUUCAAGAAAAUAAUUUGAAAUUCACUGGCACAAGCCCCAAACAGUGCCACCAUUGCUGCCAUAUCCUGUCGAAUCUACACUCGACUUCCUGUUUGUGCUCACACGUUUGGAACAUUGACACGAAAUAACUAUCUACUGAAUAAAGUCUGACAGGCGUAUUAGAGAAGUACAUCAGGAAUCACAAAAAACGCAUAUAUUUCAGGCAGAUCCGACAACAGCGCCACACCCAAAGCAAUCCCCGCGUGGGUGGCUCUCUAUCCCUCCUCCACACCCGGGAGAAGUUUAACUGCCUCAUACUCCCAGCUAUAACCACCAUAGCACACGGCGACGACAUCCUGGUAUUACUACGUGAAAAUCGCCCUGCGUUCUUCAGUGCCACUACUUGAAGAUCACCCACAUGAUACACACACCACCAGUGCCUAGAUGGAGGCUUCCCAGGAAAGAUACAGUUUGUCGUCAUUACUUCACUACAACAGGUGGCUAAUUCAACCUUCUCCAGAACUAGAUGAUGGUCUGUGUCUCCUCCACUCCUUCUUGACAUCUUAUAACAGUCAAGUACAGAGUGGGCGUAAGCUAGAUCUUGAAUAUGUCAAGAAAAGACUAUGUGAAGAAACGACUACCUACAGUGACUAUUAUCUACGAGGAGCAACUCUAAUGGACGAGUAUAACACAUGGAGGAAGGGUGAUCAUCGGUCGUCAUCUGCCAACCCAGCAUCAUCGAGGAUGGAUGAGCAUCAGCCGUCACCAGCAGCCGUGCCACUGGCCACCCGUCACCAAAACUACACCAAUAAGGUAACACAACAAGCAGGUAGACAGCCUCAGGACCUUUGUAUUUAUUGUAGAAUGGGGGUGUGUAGUCAAAGCCCUGCCAUAAAGUGUAGUUUGUGUGAGAAAUGGAUGCACGUAGGAUGUAGCCGCAGCACCAUGACCAAGGAGGAACGUGGCAAGAUAAUGUCUCGUGGUGUUGAAGUUGUCUGUAAUGUAUGUGUAAAAUAUCACAAAUCUGCACCAAAUAACAGUAAAAAUGAUGCCUUUGAGUGUUUUAAGAAUAGGGGACUGCAUUUUGUGCACAUAAAUAUCAGAGCAUUGUUUCGUAAGAUGCCGGAAAUUAAAAUUCUCUUGUUUAAAACCAAUGCUGCUGUAUUUUCCAUCUCAGAGUCAUGGCUGGAUGAGUCUGUCACAGAUGAACAGAUUGGAAUUGAAGGUUACAGUUUAGAACGUCUUGACAGGAACAAAUAUGGAGGUGGUGUGUGUGUUUAUAUAAGAAAUGACUUGACUUAUAACCUGAGAUCAGACUUAAUUGAUAAUCAUCUUGAGGGCUUAUGGCUGGAAAUAUUGUUACCUAAAACAAAGCCAAUACUGGUUGGUGCAUUCUUCCGCUCACCUUAUGAUGGUCAGUUUUUGGAACACUUUGACAGAAUAUUAUCUAAAAUUAGUCCUGACUGUGAAACAAUAAUACAAGGUGACUUUAAUAUUUGUUAUGGACAAGAAGGUAAUGGGUCAUAUGAAAGGUAUAAACAAACCCUAGAUAAAAACGGUUAUAAACAGCUAAUCAACUCCUCGACCGUGGGAUCAAAGGUCUCAGCCACCAUACUAGACCAUGUAAUAUGUAGCAGCCAAGACAAAAUCAGUCAGGCAAGUGUCAUCCCUAUAGGACUUAAUGACCACUUUAUCACUUACUGCUGUAGGAAAAAAAUUAGAGAAAAAAUAGGACAGCACAAGGUCAUCAAAAUGAGAUCCAUGAGGAAUUAUAGUAAAGAAAUAUUCCAAAAUAAAUUACAAAAUAUUGAUUGGUCACAAGUGACACACUGCAUGGAGGUAAACAUGGCUUGGGAGAAAUUCGGAACUAUUUUUAUCGGUGUUCUGGACGAUGUAGUGCCAUUACAGGAUACCAGAAUAAAAGCUAGGACUGAACCUUGGAUGACGACUGAGAUAUUAGAAUCAGUCCGAUACAAAAACGAGCUCUUCUAUAAGGUAAAACAACAUCGACAUGAUGAAGAGUUACGUAGAGAAUUUUGUAGGGUUAAAAAUAAAGUACAGAGAGAUAUAAAGCGAGCAAAGGAAGAAUAUAGUAUGAACAGUAAGAGUGAGGAACAGGAAAAUAAUCCCAAAACACUCUGGCAACAGCUAGAAGCCCUUGGAUACAGCCACAAGCCAAAAGACCAUUCUAACAUAGUGCUAAAUAUUCAUAAUGAAAUCUGUCAUGAUGCAUCUGAAGUACGAAAGUAUUUGAACUCCUAUAAUACAACAGAUGCCCCAAUAUUAGUCAGUAAAUUACAUAUUGCCUCACAGAAUGACAGUCAGGACACAGAUACUUCUAAAUCCUGUCAUCUAAAAAAAGGAACCACUCCAAACAGUCUUGAACUCCAUACUGUGUCAGAGGACUUUGUGUUAGAAGAGCUAAAUAAAUUAGAUCUCUACAAAAGCACAGGUCUGGAUGAUAACCCGGCCAGGUUUUUCAGGGAUGGUGCCUCUGGAUUAAAAACUCCUUUAACACAUUUAAUUAAUCUCUCCAUUAGCAAAAAUACUGUGCCAGAUGAUCACGAGUUUGCCGGAGUUACUUCCAUUUUCAAUUACAGUGGUGCAGAUGGAGGCAGUUAUAAGUCAGAUAGUGUUCUAUGUAUUGUUUCUAAUAUCUUACAAAGAGCUGUGUGUGCUCAGGUAGAUAAAUAUAUGGCACAAUGAUGCUCUGUACCCGUCAGAUUACCCUCAACUACUUAUCUAGAGCAAUACAGUCAUUGUAAAUAUUUUAGUAAUGAGAACCAUUGCUUGGGUAAAAUGUCUAUAUUGAUGAGAGCCUUGAAGAUUAAGAAUCCCAACAUAAUUCACUUUAUGAUUAAACACCAUAUUGUAACUUAACCAAACCUAACCCUAAACAUUUAACAUACACUGGAGUUCUUAAUCUUCAUGAGAUCAUAGAAAAGUCCAGUGCCUUCUAGCUGAGGCUCAAAGGACCCAAUGCUUAGCUCUCAUGCAGUAAUGCUUGGACUAGUUCCUGUUUAUCAAAGUUCUUCCUUAAUGCAUUCUAUAAAUUAAAUUACAAAUUCAAAGCAAGUUGGAUAUGGAUGCAAGAGAUCAUGUCAUUCACAAAGUUUUAGAAACAUUGGACAUAAUAAGUGUGGCAAGUAGAGCAUAGAAGCUGAGGUUAAAUCAUGUUUUUAAUAUUGUUAUUGUUUGUGUCCAGGAUAUCUUGAACACACAUUAUAAGGAUGAGGAUCUGAACCAGCAAUGCACUAAGAGCAAUAUUGUUUUAUGGUACCUGGUGUAUGUUGUCAAACAAAAAGCACUUUCUUGUUUCACCUAUAAAGGACUAUUGCAAUUUAUCUAACUACUGUACCUGUUUGUUAAAUCCAUUAGUACUGUAAUAUCAAAUGAUUCAGAAUUAAAAUUAGAAAAUACAGUGCUGGUGAAGCUAUGGCAAGAGAGUGAUUUUUUGUAAUAUACUGUACAGUACUGACUUAAGAACAUUAUAUUGUAGAAAUAAUUCACCUACAUACAGUGUAGUGCUUGGUACAUUUUGUUACAAAUAUGUCUAAUUUUUAGGUUUUUUUUUUUUAUUGUUUAGUUUCCACAAAGGACCCCAAUGAAAAUAAGCUUUUAAUGACUGUCUGGGGUUAUCCAAGGUCAAAUUUAUUUACUUUUUUACUAUUGUUUGUAUAUUUGCACAUAUGUACUUGUUAAAGCAGUGUGAACUUAUAUUACAAUUUUACUGAAUAAAUAUCUGCCUGCAUAUCA
This is a messenger RNA of Homarus americanus (American lobster), 3766 nucleotides long. RefSeq lists its product as uncharacterized. The record is from RefSeq and is a predicted model, not a curated record. Lineage: Eukaryota; Metazoa; Arthropoda; Malacostraca; Decapoda; Nephropidae. The transcript has 2 exons. The coding region runs from base 455 to 2716 and encodes 753 amino acids.